Messenger RNA from Cinara cedri, 683 nucleotides. The record is from the annotation of a GenBank genome assembly. Lineage: Eukaryota; Metazoa; Arthropoda; Insecta; Hemiptera; Aphididae.
CUUUGUUUGUGUCACGGUCUGCAAGACGUAAUUAUUUAGCUCUAUACGCAUUUAAUAUCGAAAUUAAUAAUAUUAUUUAUGAUUGUGGCGAAACAAUGACAGCUCUGGUGCGUUUACAAUGGUGGCGUGAAAUUAUAAGUAUAAUCUACCGCAAUAAAGCAGUAAAUGAUAAUCCAAUAAUAUUGGAACUUGCAAAUGUUAUAUACUCUUGCACUAUACCAGAAUUUUUAAUCAAUGACUAUCUUGAUGGAUAUGAGCAAAUGGUUUAUCAGCCAUUCUAUAGAAAUACUCCUAAUUUAGAAAAAAUUGCAGCACAAACUACUGUAACUUUGAUAAAAAUGCUUUUUACCAUAAUAAUACAAAAUUAUAGCAACGAUCAAUUAGCGUAUCAUUGUGGAGUUGCUUGGCACUUAAUGAAUAUCCUUCGCGGUACGGCUACAGAACAGUUGGAUGAAGAAACAAUGGUAUCGAUAGUUGAAAGAACUGAAUACCAUAUAAAUCAAGUAAAAAAGUUAAUAAAGACGGUGCCAAAGGAAAUAGUUAAAAUAACACUACAAACGAGACUUGCAGGUUUAUAUCUAAAACGUAUUCGCAAUAAAAAAUCUGACUUUACUAAUGGUAAAAUAGGUGUGAUAUCACCUAUUAUGCAAAUCAAGAUGUUGUUUUACUACUUUUUUAUAUAG